Hipposideros armiger (great roundleaf bat) is the source of this 1473-nucleotide messenger RNA. It is a transcript of the gene FA2H, whose product is annotated as fatty acid 2-hydroxylase. Gene Ontology annotation, biological process: fatty acid metabolic process; lipid biosynthetic process. Gene Ontology annotation, molecular function: fatty acid 2-hydroxylase activity; iron ion binding. The record is from RefSeq and is a predicted model, not a curated record. Lineage: Eukaryota; Metazoa; Chordata; Mammalia; Chiroptera; Hipposideridae. The transcript is spliced from 7 exons. Bases 5 to 1264 code for a protein of 419 amino acids. Gene Ontology annotation, cellular component: endoplasmic reticulum; membrane.
GCCAAUGGGAGCGCGGCAUGCAAAUGAGCAGGUGCGGUGGCGGCCCGCGGGUCUAGGCAGCCGCGGCUCAGGGGAUGUUAGAGGCACGCUGGGCGGCUGCCGAGCAAACGUCCGGGCUUCGAGCUGCGAGCUCCGGUCUCCCGCCAUGGACCCCGCUCCGCCCCCAGACGCCUCCUUCUCACUCGCGGAGGUCCAGCAACGUCUUGCUGCCGGCGCCUGCUGGGUCCGCUGCGGGUCCCGCCUCUACGACCUCACAGGCUUCUUGCGGCAGCACCCGGGGGGCGAGCAGCUGCUGCGGGCACGGGCUGGCCAGGAUGUUAGCGCCGACCUGGACGGGCCGCCGCACCGGCACUCGGACAACGCGCGUCUCUGGCUGGAGCAGUAUUACGUGGGCGAGUUUCAAGGAGACCCUCAGAGCUCCAUGGAAAAUGAGACUUCAGCCUCUGCCAUCACUCAGAAGACAGACCAGGCAAUGGAACCAAAGUUAAAAGUGGUGGAUUGGGACAAGGACCUGAUAGACUGGCAGAAGCCCCUACUGUGGCAGGUAGGCCACUUGGGAGAGAAAUAUGAGGAGUGGGUCCACCAGCCAGUGACCAGGCCCAUCCGCCUCUUCUACUCAGACUUCAUCGAGUCCCUCAGCAAGACUGUCUGGUACACUGUCCCCAUCAUCUGGAUGCCCCUGAUGCUGUACCUCAGUUGGUCCCACUACCGAACCCUUGCCCAGGGCAACGUCCGACUCUUCGCGUCCUUCACCACAGAGUACUCAGUAGCCAUGCCUAAGUCCGUGUUCCCGGGCCUCUUUGUGAUGGGGAUACUCUUCUGGACCCUAGUAGAGUACCUCAUCCACCGUUUCCUGUUCCACAUGAAGCCCCCCAGCAACAGCUAUUACCUCAUCAUGCUGCACUUCGUCUUGCACGGCCAGCACCACAAGGCACCCUUUGAUGAGUCCCGCCUCGUCUUCCCCCCUGCGCCAGCUUCUCUGGCGAUGGCCUUCUUCUACGCAAUGUUCCAGCUCCUCCUGCCCGAGGCGGUGGGGGGCACUAUGUUCGCCGGUGGCCUCCUGGGUUACAUCCUCUACGACAUGAUCCAUUACUACUUGCACUUCGGCUCGCCGCACAAGGGCUCCUACCUGUAUAACAUGAAGGCCCACCACGUCAAGCAUCACUUUGCACAUCAGAAGUCAGGAUUUGGCAUCAGCAGUAAAUUUUGGGAUUACUUGUUCCAUACCCUUAUGCCAGAAGAACCUCACCUGAAGAUGCAGUGACAACUCCCACCCCACCGUGGCCCCUAUCCCAUCCCCGCCCCCAUCCAGAUCCUUCAAAGACGGUUUGCUUGGCCAGGCAGGAUGGGCUUUGUCUGGCCCUCGGGCUUGGCGGAGGGUGCUGGGGAGACCCUGAAGACUGACACUGACCUCCUGACCCACAGGAGGGUCAAGUCCACUUGGUGGCGAAACAGCCCUCAGGGACUAGCUCU